UUUGGAAUGUGGUAGGAAACCGGAGUACCUGCAGCCCUUUCUCAUUCAGAAAUAAAAAAAAAUAUCACCCAAAUUCACUUCUCUUCACACAUACUCUUGAGCGCUAUUCAACUGGGCGUGGCACUGCCUGUUCACCGUAAAGCAGGGUCAACUAUUAGCAUUUAGCUUUCUUGCUGUAACUCCACAGCACCAUAAGCUAACCAACAAAACAGCAGCAAUGUCUCCACAAAAUAGGAGAAAAUGUUAAUAAAUGAAUUAUUUUCAUAGUUAGAACAUAGAAAACCUGCUUAUGACUUUCUAAAUAUGUGUUUUAACAUUAUUAUAUCCCUGUUGACAUGAAAUAUCACUCCUAUAGUCACCUUUACACACCUAUUAUUCAUUUUAGCUAGUGAGCUAACCAGUUUGCCUCAAACUGAUUUCUUCUAAACUUAAGAAAGGAGAAAAGUGGGGAAGAAAGACAAAGUAAGAAGCCAAAAACUUACCACGUUUACACGGAAUGUUAAUGAUUUCUCAGAAGACCCUGGAGGCUCUGACUUCCUGCAAGUUGGUGGCACAAAGUCCAAAGGCAGCGCUGAGGUGACAAAGAAGCUUCAAACAGAUUAUGAUGUCUGCUGUGAGUGACCAUUUGCCUACGGAGCCCAUCUCUGCGGUUGGAGUCGUCUCGUCACACAGCAAGGCUAUGGAUGACUACUAUGUUGUUGCACAAACAACAGAUGGCUCUGAUGCUGACCUGUGGAAGGACGGCUUAUUCAAAUCCAAGGUCACUCGCUACCUCUGUUUCACUAGAAAACCUGGGCCUGAUGUUGUUGUGGACAUGAAGUUGACUGACAUGAAGGAUGCAUUGCCAGAGGGUUUCACACAUAUUCAAGAGACAUUGGACACAAAAGAUCAGGCAAUGAGGAAGAGAAGGCUUUGUGUGAAACUCAGCCCACGUGCAACAGCGGACACAGCUUUGUAUGACAUCCAGAUCAGUGCCAAAUCCAAAUACCAUCUUGUUCACUACACCUGCAUUGGAGAAAUCAAUAACAUGGGAAUCUGGUAUCGAGUGGGAGAGGUGCCUCAUCUGCAAUUAUCUCAGCAGAGAGCCAGCAAACUUAACAAUGAUGCUCCCUCUGACAUAACCAGGACGACCAUUGGCAGGCCAAGCUAUGAGCACCAGAGCAGUGGCAACUACACAAUGACAGCUAUGGAUGAUGUGCCCUUUGGGAUUGAUCAGAAGUUCUAUGAUACGGCAAAAGAGAUGCAGCGAGUCAAUUUAAUGGGCAUUACGAUCAAAUCCCUGGCACAGAUCGAGGAGGAAGUGAGUAGAGGCUGCAACGCUCGACUGCAGCUGCCGCCGCUGGCCCAGAAUGCAAAGCAAACAAUCUUGGGCUUGUAAUUAAGUGUCUGAGACAGCGAGACCCUGUUGGCUCCACUAAGCCCCAAUUGAAUAAAAGCAUGGCCUGGCGAGGCAGCCAUUCCCUCUUAAAAGCUUUGUCUACUCUUCCAAAGCCCUUGACUUUUAUUCCCCAAUUCUUCUCCCAAACAGUUCAAUCAAGCAUCUCUAGGAACGUGGUAGUGUUCUGGAGGUUUCUUUUAAAAUUCAGAAUCAGCGUCAUCCGCACUGAAUAUGUGAGCUCGGCCAGAGCAGAAAAACACACUCAAUUUCCUUUCCAUUUCAGAUGAAACGCUAGCCUGCAGGAAUUGCUAAGACUCUGUGUGUGUGUGUGUGUGUGUUGUUCAGUAUUUGUGUGUGCUUUAAAUGGAGGGACAACCACCCCCCUUCUCUCUCAUUAGCACAGUACUGUGGUAUCAGAACUGCCAGGAAGUGACAGACCACUGUGAAAGAACAGGUGCUGUUGGGUUUGAGAUGUGUUACAGAGCAAACACUCCCUCAUCAAACCCGGUGUCUGUUCUGCACUCUGCCUCUGUCUUCUGUCACAAACUAUCCAAAUCACACAGAGUCGCCAUGCUGUCAUACGGUCAUCUGAUUGAAGCUCACUGUCAAAGCAGGUAUUAAUGGUGUAUGUGUGUGUGUGUGUGUGUGUUUGUGUGCAUGUAUAAGUGUGAACCCAGACUGGAUACAACCUGGCUGCUCAUCCUAUCUGCUCUCUUUUCUCCUUCCACUACUCGCCGCUCCCUCGCCUCCUUCCUUUCUUUUUAGUGGGUGUGAUUAGCAGGCGGACACAUGGCGAGCUGAGCUGGGGAAGGGAAGGGCAUGAGAAAUCAUUAAUUACAGCCGCGCUGGAGCUGAUGAAGUAAAUGCGAGAUAGUGUAACACGCUGGAUUUAGUGAAGUGGACGACAGCACAAGAUUAAUGGUGGGGCCUGGCUGAUGAGGAUGAAGUCGCAGCUUAGCUUGAUAAUUAGUUUCCAAGUGGGAGCAUCCCUCACUAUUGUGUUAUUUUACUUCUCUCUCCUCCUACUAUUAUGCCAGGAGGCUAUACAUGCUGAAAAAAGCGACAAAAAUAUCCUUAGAGGGACUUCUACAAACACGUUCUUAGAUAACUAGAAAAACAUCAACAGAUUUCAGACCUCAGCCAAGGCCGGACCGUCAUAACAUGAAUGAACACCUUCACCAGUAGAUACGUCCAUCCUUCUGAUGAUCCAAUAGGAUUCAUUCAUUGUUCAUCAAGAAAUAUACCCUAAAUUCUGGACUAUGAGAUGGCUUUAAAUCCUGCAGCUUAAAUAAUGAUGCUUAAAUAAUAAUUACAGUUCCCAUGAUGC
This is a messenger RNA of Doryrhamphus excisus (bluestripe pipefish), 2705 nucleotides long. Lineage: Eukaryota; Metazoa; Chordata; Actinopteri; Syngnathiformes; Syngnathidae. The record is from RefSeq and is a predicted model, not a curated record.